CCGAGAGAAAGAGGAAAGCAAACUCUUUGAUUGAAGGGUAUUAUGUUAAAUCUAAGGGGACCAAGAACCCAGGAGGGAUCCGUUUCUGAUGGGUUGUCUUCUUCCUCCUCCUCGACUUCUGCCGCUAACAAGAAGAAAUGGUCCAAGUUGAUGCCUCUCUUUGUGGCUCUUGUGGUUGUAGCAGAGAUUGCUUUGCUGGGUCGACUUGAUAUGGCCAAAAACACUGCUUUCUUUGAUUCAUGGCCCGAUUUAUUCUAUAAAACACCGCCCUUAGCUGGUGAUUUGGGUGUUCGACAGAUGGAUAACCGCCGGCAGUCUUCUCCAGAGCGCUGCGAGGAGUGGUUGGAGAGAGCGGAUUCCGUGGUUUAUUCAAGAGAUUUUAACAAGGAUCCUAUCAUUAUUUCUGGUGGUGACCAGGAGUGGAGAACUUGUCCAGUUGGUUGCAAGUUUGUUUAUAAUCCUGAUAAGGAUCCUGAUGCUGCCUUUGCUUUGCAACAACAACUUGGAGUAGCUAGCAUUCUGCGUUCUAUGGAGUCAUCCCAAUACUAUUCAGAGAAUAAUAUUGAUCAGGCACGACGGAGUGGAUUUAAUAUUGUAAUGACGACUAGCCUCUCUUCAGAUGUUCCUGUUGGAUAUUUUUCCUGGGCUGAGUAUGAUAUCAUGGCACCAGUGCAGCAAAAGACUGAGAGUGCCCUGGCAGCAGCUUUCAUUUCUAAUUGUGGUGCUCGCAACUUUCGUUUGCAGGCUCUUCUUGAGCUUGAAAAGGCUAAUAUCACGAUAGAUUCUUAUGGUGCAUGCCAUAGAAACCGUAAUGGAGGAGUGGACAAAGUUGAAGCAUUAAGACGUUAUAAGUUUAGCCUGGCUUUUGAGAACUCCAAUGAGGAGGAUUAUGUUACUGAAAAGUUUUUCCAGUCCCUUGUUGCAGGAUCCAUACCAGUUGUUGUUGGUGCCCCAAACAUUGAAGAUUUUGCUCCUUACCCUGGAUCAAUUUUACAUAUUAGGGAAUUGGCAGAUGUUCCAUCAGUUGUGAAGAGAAUGAAGUACCUGGCUGAAAAUCCUGAUGCAUACAAUCAAUCUUUAAGGUGGAAGUAUGAGGGGCCAUCUGAUUCUUUUAAAGCCCUGGUGGAUAUGUCAGCUGUGCACUCGUCGUGCCGGCUUUGCAUUUUCCUGGCAACCAUGGCCCAGGAGAAAGAAGAAAAUAGACCUGAUUUCAAAAAACGCCCCUGCAAGUGCACUAGUGGCCUGGAAACUGUGUAUCAUAUAUAUGUAAGAGAAAGAGGGAGGUUUAAGAUGGAUUCUGUCUUUUUAAGGUCUGGGAGUUUGACUCUGGAGGCCUUAGAGUCUGCAGUGUUGGCUAAAUACGAGUCUCUGAAACAUGUGCCUGUUUGGAAGGAGGAAAGGCCUGAAAGCAUCAGAGGUAGGGAUGAACUUAAGAUAUACAGAAUAUAUCCUGUUGGCUUGACCCAAAGACAAGCAUUGUAUACCUUCAAAUUCAAAGGGGACGCUCAUUUUAGGAAUCACAUUGAAAGCAAGCCAUGUGCAAAGUUUGAGGUCAUAUUUGUCUAGAUAUAAGAUACCAGUCUCUCGACUUUUAGCAAGGUGCAGUGCCGUUUCAGCAUCUUCUUCUGAACUAUUUGCAGAGAGAUUGAGUUGUUUUGAAAUGGGUUAGUUGGUUCUGUUAGAUCCUCAUUAUUAUACAAUGAUUUUCCACUAAUGAUGAACUGCUAGAUAUUAGGGAAGAAGCUGCUUCAAAUACAGACGACAUGAUGGGUGACUUCUGUAAGCCCACCAAGCAUCUAGUACUGGCUCGCUGACACAUUGUAUAUAUUUGCUUGUUCAUGAAAGGUUUACUAUGUGUUGUGCCUCAUCCUUUAGACAAGAUAAGUGAUCUGAGAAUUAUUAAGAAAUAAAGAAGAUAAGACAGACCUUCAGAAUUAUUUAAACUCAGGUUAGGGAAAGAGGAAUUAAAAAACACUUGUUCACGGGGCUUAAUUAAGCCCUUGAAACCCCAGGCCCCAUUAUGUAUAAGACCAAUUCUAUUUUUCAUCUGUGUAUUUUGUAUUCAAAAAAAGGUGUUGUGCAAUUUGGGUUGUGUAACAAAAACACUAGAUGGAGGGCAAGUCUCUUAAUAGAGGAAUAUCUCCCAU
Molecule: messenger RNA, 2147 nt
Organism: Rubroshorea leprosula
Lineage: Eukaryota; Viridiplantae; Streptophyta; Magnoliopsida; Malvales; Dipterocarpaceae
Source: the annotation of a GenBank genome assembly